Cornus florida is the source of this 783-nucleotide messenger RNA. Its product is annotated as transcription factor WER-like. Gene Ontology annotation, biological process: regulation of DNA-templated transcription. The record is from RefSeq and is a predicted model, not a curated record. Lineage: Eukaryota; Viridiplantae; Streptophyta; Magnoliopsida; Cornales; Cornaceae. Gene Ontology annotation, cellular component: nucleus. The coding region runs from base 1 to 783 and encodes 260 amino acids. The transcript is spliced from 3 exons. Gene Ontology annotation, molecular function: DNA-binding transcription factor activity; sequence-specific DNA binding.
AUGUCUUGGGGAGUUAUGGGAGAACAGUUGGGAUGGGGGAUUAUAGAAGGGUGGAGGAAGGGCCCUUGGACUACAGAAGAAGAUAGGUUGCUCGUUGAGUAUGUCAAGUUGCAUGGUGAAGGAAGAUGGAACUCUGUGGCUAGGCUUGCAGGAUUGAAAAGGAAUGGAAAAAGUUGCAGACUGAGGUGGGUGAACUACUUGAGGCCAGACCUCAAGAGGGGACAAAUAACCCCUCAUGAAGAGAGCAUAAUUCUAGAGCUACAUGCUAGGUGGGGGAACAGGUGGUCAAAAAUUGCACGAAGCUUGCCGGGAAGGACCGAUAACGAGAUCAAGAACUACUGGAGGACUCAUUUCAAGAAAAAGGCAAUAGUCUCCUCUGACAAGGCUGGAAAGUUGAGAAGUCGCCUUCUGGCAAGACAACAGAUUCAGUUUCAGCAGCAGCAGCAGCAGCAGCAACAACAACAACUGCAGCAACUCCAAAACCAAGUGGACAUGAAAAAGAUCAUGUCAUCACUUGAUGAAAGUGACAAUAGAGUAGCGCCGUUUUUACCUCAAUCGAGGCAAGACAUGGCCACGGUAUACCCUGCAGGCACAGCUGAGGAACAAGGCUUCUUGUAUUCCAUGUUCAAUGGCUGUGCAUCUGUGGCGCCAGGCGAGGGCUUUAACGAGGACACUCUGUGGGACGGCAGCUUGUGGAACUUGGAUGAUGUCCAUGGCAAUUUGAGCAUGGCCUGUGCAACAAGCAAAGUCAGUAUGCACAGUUUGGCCACCCCUUUGUAUUGA